AUGGAGAGGCUGAAGCAGAUGCUGGGGAGGAAGGUGCCAGAGCCAGUAGGAAGCAGCUACCGGCUUCCCCAGGAGGAGAGCGGCCCCUGUCCCCGCUGGCAGGGAAGCAGCUUGUGGCCAGGCCAAGUGGUGGACGUGCCUGGCAUUCUGGAGGAGGAAGACACCAGCUCCCAGAGCAGGGUGGGGCCCGCUCUGCCCUGGGGUUCCUUACAGAGGAGGGGGGCACAUUAUCCCUUCUCUCUCCACUUCACCCCGUCCUUCCCCUCGGCAGCAGCCGGAGUCACCCUCUCUCCUUCUCUGCCUGGUGCAGGGACCUGCAGUGUCCAGCUGGAGGACGAGGAGGAGGAUGUGUCCCCAGAGGAAGCUGCCAUCAGGGUCAUCCAGCAGCAUCUCCAGGGCAGAGCUGAGCGGGUGCAGGACAGGGCCAAGCAGCUCCGCUUCCUGCACGCUAUCCCCACUCUGUGCUUCUCCGCACAAAAGCAGGGACAGGACACCCUGGAGCCGCACUGCUCCAAAGCGGCCCUCAUGGGGAGCAUUGCGGAGCUGAUUGAAGACCUUCCCCUGGAGUCUGAGCCAAGCUCCAUCCUCUCCAGCUCUAUGGCCACGGUUUGCCACCUCAGGUACCAGAAUCCUCCCGUCCAGCUGCCCUAA
Chelonia mydas (Green sea turtle) is the source of this 651-nucleotide messenger RNA. RefSeq lists its product as uncharacterized. The record is from RefSeq and is a predicted model, not a curated record. The transcript is spliced from 4 exons. The coding region runs from base 1 to 651 and encodes 216 amino acids. Lineage: Eukaryota; Metazoa; Chordata; Testudines; Cheloniidae.